AUGGACUUGACGGAGAUCAGUCAAGUGGGUGGCAGGAUGAAUAGCCCGAUCAUGACGUGGCGCUGUUACGCGUCACCGUCAUCGUCACGUUUGGUUGGAAAUCUUUCUACGCCCUCUCUCAGGACGGAUCCAUGUUCAUCCUAUACGCUGCUACGUGACCAGUACAAAAGAUCUCGUGGAAAUACGCUUCAGCCAGGAGACAUCAGUAUCAGCGAUAACUUCCUCUCUGCAGGAUGGUAUAGAUUUGAAAGCGGUGCAGGAAAUGAUAUGGUAACAUCUGCACCCAGCAUAACCCAGUGUGGAACCGUAUUUCCCAUAUGGAUGCAAGGAAGUUUACCAUCAGAUGCUGACGGGGAGGUAGAAAGAACAGCCUGCAUUGUGGGUUUUAUGAAUACAUGUGAGAAGACUCUAACAAUCAUGGUGAAGAACUGCAGGGAUUACAGAGUUUACCACUUGGUUCCAUCUCCGCAGGCCUCCACAGGAUACUGCAUAGGAGAGGAAUACUUGUGUCCAGCAGGACAGACGUCUCUUACUUUCUUCACACCUUGUCAGACAUAUACUCCAGUGAAUACGAAGCCUAGAGUAAAUGUAUCAUUAGAAUACAUUACUCGAAAAGUUGACACUGGACCUAUAGCGGCGGUUUUUAAGUGCCUGUUUGCAGAACCCCCUGGGGACCCUUACUGGUACGAUACCCAUUGGUACAUCAAUAAUGAAGAAGUAAAGGUUGUGGAAUCUCGUCCCUAUCAGGACAAUCAGAGCUGGCUCUACCCUAAAGACUGGGUACAUAAGCACAACAUGAACAUGAUGGUUAAAUGUUCAUUGAGAGUAAGAAGAGCUAAUGGUGGAAUUCCUGGCCAUUACAAUUACAGCGAGGAAUUCCGAGCGGGAAUGUUUCCUUCAUCGUAUGCUUAUGAAGUCAAAGAAGGAGACACAAUUAAUAUAGAGUUAAUGGUUACGGUUCCUGUGGGUUGUUUUAACACUACUUUUAGGACGGGGUGUGAUGUUGAAGUUUACCUACAAACUCCGAACAUUCAAACCAACGUGGGUUCAUGUCAGGACUACACUGGACAAGGUCCCAUUGCAUUUAAGGAAAAGGGAUGUGGAAUUACUAUCAAGAGCUCUACAUGGAGGCAAAAACAGACUUUUAAAGUAACUGGAAAAACAGACGGACUGGUUAAUUUGAAGGACAGAGAAGUUAAUUUAAGACUAGGUACCAAAACAGAGAGCCGCACUGAUGUAUCGGGAGUAUGGCUAAAUUUCACAAUGCCUAAUAUAAAGAUCAAUGUUCAGGAUACAGACAAGACUGUGGCUAACAAGUCGUGUCACGCAAACACCGACCCUCGAAUGAAAACAUUCGAUGGGAAAAUUUGGACAGCACAGAUUCCAGGAGAAUUCAUUAUGUACAGAGAUAUCAGCAGAGAUAUUGCUGUUCACGCCUUGUUUUCCUCGUGCGAAUGGAACAAUUGGGAAGGAGAAGGACCAUGUGGAUGUGGCAUUGCUGUCAAGGUAGAAGACUCUUUGUUUGCAUACAGGACCUGUGAGGAGAUUUCCUACAAUUUCACCAAGCCGCUAAAACAUCACGACACCAUUUAUCACGUUUGUAGUAAGGAGCACAUGGUGAUAGAAAUGAACCGUACGUGGACAACAAUUACCUUAACAACGGGUGCCACCGUUGAGUACAAAGUAGGAAAAGACUGGCUAUACAACAUCCAUAUAACCCCUUCCAUAUUUGACAAGGACAACGUGGAUGGUCUCUGCGGAAAUCUUAAUGGUAAGGAUUUUGACGAUUUCAUGCUUCCUGGAUCCUCUACCACAACGAGCGACAAAAAUAUAUUUCAGAGGAGCUGGAGUGUUAACAACACAGAUGAAAGCCUUUUUGGUCAUAACAUCGUCUUAAAAAAUAAAGCUUUCGAAGUCCAGAGGUAUUGUGAUUGCUCCACAACAAAGUCAGGUUUGAAUGAUCAAGAACCGCUCAAUAGUCACAACACUGCAAAUUGUUCUCCAACCUCUUCAGCAUUAUUGUGUAUGAAGACAACAUCAAGAAAUUUUACAUCUACCUGUGAAACAUACGAAUAUCGAGACAAACGUGACGUCAAUGGCAUUAAUUUUAAACAUCAUAUCUUAAGAAGGAAUGCAGAUCCCGAUGACAUCAUGGAGGUUCCACCUCUUACUUUUGAUCCUAAAUUUGAUCCAAACUAUAUUCCACCGAUUCCAACCUGGCGGAACGGAUGGACAGAAGAAUCUGCUCGUGAGGUUUGUGAGGAAGCAAUCUUAAAUGAUCCAGCUGAAAAGGAAUGUAGAAAAUACAUUCAAAUGGACAAAAAUUCCAACAUUGCUAUAGAAGAAUGUAUUCUAGAUAUACGGGAUGCUGGGACCAAAGAAUUUCUUAGCCAUACUAUAGAAUCACUGAAAGAAUCGUGUUUCGGAGAAGUCAAGAGAUAUGAAGAAUUUUAUAAGACCAAUAGUAAACAAAAACUAUCAGUGGUGGAAAAAAUCGGUAAACUUGCUUGUCCAAGUAACUGCUCGGCUAACGGAGUCUGCAAUAAAGGUGUCUGUACAUGCGAUGAUAUGUUUGUGGGUGAUGACUGUUCACAUAAAAAAACUUCUCCUCCGGUCAAUACUACCUUACCGGAAAAUGGCUUAUGUAAAACAAGCAAAAGACCAUGUGCAAAGACAAACAUAUUCGGCCAUUUUAUGUCUGAAACUGUCUACGUAAAAUUUAAAUAUUUUUUGAUAACUGAUAUUGGUAGGUUGAUCUCCUUAUCAACACACACUACGAAAGCAACAUACAUAGGACCUACUAUUAUAAAGGCAAUGUUUCCAACUGGCUUGAGAAGUAAAACAUCGCAUUCCCGGACGGUAUAUGGAAGUGGUUUUGAUAUAAGUUUAUCAUAUGACGAAGUCAACUAUGGGGAAUCCAUGUCAUUAGUCAUAUAUAAUGAUGAUUGCUUCAGCUGUAACGCAAGAGAACUGGAAUGCAACAAGACGAGGCCAUGUCCAGAGACCACCACGCAAGGAGAAGUAACGAAGUUCAAAAUAUCUAUUCAAAAUGAAUAUGGUGAGAUAUUAAGAGGUAAUGUUGUUUCAUGGUCACGCCGGUGCUGCUCCAUGCCCAAACUCUGUUAG
Molecule: messenger RNA, 3126 nt
Organism: Saccostrea echinata
Lineage: Eukaryota; Metazoa; Mollusca; Bivalvia; Ostreida; Ostreidae
Product: von Willebrand factor D and EGF domain-containing protein-like
Exons: 17
Coding region: 1-3126 (1041 amino acids)
Source: RefSeq, a predicted model, not a curated record